UGUAAAUUGAUAAGGUUUAUACUUGAUAAUAACGUAAAAUAACGAUUGAUAUUGUUUUUUAUUGUUAAAAUUAGUUUCUUAAUUAUUAAAUAAAUAGCAAUUUUACAAACUUCUUUUAUUACAAUUUAAACCAUUCUAAGUAUAUACAACUAAUUCUUAAAUAUGGAAUCUAAAUUCUCUGGCUUUGCCAAAGAAACUACAGCCCGCCCAGCUUGUAAAAAAUGUGGAUAUUCAGGGCAUCUUACUUUUCAAUGUCGGAACUUCAUCAAAAUUGAUCCAAAUAAAGAAAUUGUUCUUGAUGUGAGUAGUACAAGCAGUGAAUCGGAUGAACCAUAUGUUACACCACUAGUUCAGUUACGAGAAACAGAAUUAGCCUUAAAAUUAAAGAAUGAAAGACUAAAAAAGAAGAAAAAAAAAAAAAGUAAGAAACGAAAACGUAAAUCUUCAUAUAGUGAUUCUUCAAGUAAUGAUUCUGGUGAAAAAACUAAAAGACAUAAAAAGAAACACAAGAAAGAAAAAAAAUCAAAAGACUAACAAGUAUUAAGCACAAUUUAAUAUUUUUCUAAUAUGCGUUGAAUGACUUCAUUAUACAUUAUUAAGUUCAAACAAUUCUAUUUAACUUUUGUAUAAUAACUUUGAACACAUGUAUACAUUUUAUGUUUAUUUCUUAUAGAGUCAAAUCCAAUAAUAAUAAUUUAAAUUAAAUCUUGACAAUUAUUUUGUAAAUAAAAAUAUAAUUGAACCUUACAAUUGUUUUUUUUUUU
Daktulosphaira vitifoliae (grape phylloxera) is the source of this 764-nucleotide messenger RNA. RefSeq names its product protein SREK1IP1-like. The transcript has a single exon. Gene Ontology annotation, molecular function: nucleic acid binding; zinc ion binding. NCBI's taxonomy places the organism in Eukaryota, Metazoa, Arthropoda, Insecta, Hemiptera, Phylloxeridae. The record is from RefSeq and is a predicted model, not a curated record. Bases 163 to 534 code for a protein of 123 amino acids.